Messenger RNA from Culex pipiens pallens (northern house mosquito), 4828 nucleotides. RefSeq names its product nonsense-mediated mRNA decay factor SMG5 (gene Smg5). NCBI's taxonomy places the organism in Eukaryota, Metazoa, Arthropoda, Insecta, Diptera, Culicidae. The transcript is spliced from 4 exons. Gene Ontology annotation, molecular function: telomeric repeat DNA binding; protein binding; telomerase RNA binding. Gene Ontology annotation, biological process: nuclear-transcribed mRNA catabolic process, nonsense-mediated decay. The coding region runs from base 523 to 3819 and encodes 1098 amino acids. Gene Ontology annotation, cellular component: telomerase holoenzyme complex. The record is from RefSeq and is a predicted model, not a curated record.
UUCGAGAUUUCACGAAAGACGAAAAAAAAAGUUGGAAUUUUGGACAAAACCGCGAGCUUUUCACGGCGGAAAGCGUCCUCUCGGGGGGAAGACACCAUAGUCAGCUUCGGGAAACCCAGUGAACGGAAAUCAGGGAUGAAAAUUUGGGUGGAAAAUGUGCUGAAAAUGGAAUCGAGUUUUGUCGUCGGAUUGGACAUUUUGUUGUUGCUGGCUUUGGAGGAAAAGAAAUCCUGACGGGAUUAGACGGGAGUUGUCCGUGGUUACGAAAUUGCACGGAAAUUGUCCUGCCUCAUCACCGCUUACUCACUCCGGGUUGACUCGCGGAAGCACACGCAAGGGGAAGAUUAGUUUGCUGCUGACAGUCGAUCGAAAAGGUGGCGCACAAAUCGAGAGGAGAAGAGGAAGUGAAACAAAAAGUGAUUUUUUUUUGUCUCAAGUCAAGGUGUUAAUUUCGAUACGUAAUUUCUUGGGUAGAGGAAAAUAUUUGGCUUGUUUUGCUGGAUUAACUCCAACCAACCAACCAUGGAAUAUUCUAGCAACGAUGUGAAGCAGAUGUUCAGAUCGGUGUACACGCUGGUCAAGCAGCAGGACGAGCGCAAGGGCGCGCUCACGCUGGCCACGCUGGCGACCGAGCCGGCCUUCCUGGAGGAGCACCGCCAGCUGGUGGCCCGCUGCGUGACGCUGCUGUUCGAGGACUUUGAGACGGUGGGCAAGAAGGCGCGGGAGAUUCUGUGGCGCAAGGGUUACUACGACCUGAUUACGGUGUUCAAGAAGCACGCCCAGCAGCUGGCGCAGCAGAGGAAGUCGGCGCUUCGAGGGGAGGAGUUGGCGCGGGUUGCGGCGGACGAGGUGUUACUGCGGCAGGGCGUUGAGCGGUUGCUGCUGGACGGGGUUAAUCAUUUGAAGGUGAUUGUGCUGCGGCUGGGGCAGAUAUUUAAUCUGGAUCGGCUGCGGUAUGUUGUGAGCUACGAGCUGCUGGAGAAUUAUGAUGAUGAGCUGUUGGUGCGGGAGUCGAGUUGCUAUGAGAAUUUGAACUUGAAGGAGGAACGGAGCGAGGAGGAGAAGAAGGUGAUUUACACCAAGCAGGAGAUUUCGUUUGCGCUGGAGUCGGUGCACGCGUUGCUGACUUCGUUGGGCGAUUUGCACCGGUACUAUUGCGAGUUUGGGUUGGACGGGUUGAGCAACGUUAAGGAGGUGACGGCGAGUUACUACUGGGAGGCGUUCAAGCUGAAUACGAAGGUUGGGAUAACGCAGAACCAGCUGGGGACGCUGUACAACGGGAGGAACUACAACCUGGACUCGGUGUAUCAUUAUUUGUACUCGCUGUGCUGUCCGAUUCCGUUCGAGUGCAGCGAGCCGAACGUGAGCAGAAUCUUCCAGAAAAACAUUCGCUAUCUGGAGUCGAAUGGCGGGGCGGACGUAGAGGAGGAGGACUACGCCGUGCGGGAGUUUAUGGCAAAAUUUUUGCUGGUCGUUGACGUGUUCUUCUACGAUAAGAGUGUGAGCGACUUUACGAGCUUGUGCCACUCGGUGUUGAUCGAUUUCAAGAAUGUGCUGGGGGCGCGUCGCCUUGUAGACGACGAGUACUACAUGACGGACGAGUUCAUCUUCAAGAUCGUGUCGAUUCUGUUCUUCUGCAUGUACCGGCUGCAGCUGAACAGUUCGGAGAAGAUUUACAGCUUGAACGCGUUCAUGGUGGCGCUGUGCUCGGAACUGCUCGAGUACUGCACGAUGGCGGUGGAGAAGUACGUGGUGGAGAACGUCCGCGAGGAUAAGAAGUUCCGCGAGCUGUACACGGCCAUGUACCAGCGGUACGACGACGAGGUUCGCCGGUCUCGGCAGAUGGUGAAGGACGGCACGUCCGGGGGGAUCUUCACCAAGGAUCAGAAGUCUUCUUCGGGUGUGGAGGAGGGAAAUGGGAGCGAGGAUCAUUCCAACAAGGAGAACGACGAGCGCAAGAGUCAGGCCAGUUCGGGCAAGCAGGGUGGAGGCUUGAAGAAGAAGCACGCUCGCAGACGCCGUCGUGCCAUGUCGAACGAGUCCGAGUCGGAGUUGUCGGACGAUACCAGCGACUGCCAGCUUGAUUCGGAUUCCGGCGAGGACGAUGACGACGAGGAGGACGACGACGGUGAUUCUAUUUCGAGCUUCGAGUCGUACGACGAUUUCUCCGACGAAGAGGACGAAGUUGAGCAGCGGAAUGAGUCGUUCGGUGAGCGUAACGGAAACGAACCGGUUGAGUUGCAAAGCGCCGAGGAGGCGAACAACAAUCUGGACCAGAACCAAACCGCUUCCGUUCAGCUCAAGUUCAAGAAGCGCUACCACAAGCUGAACCCGAACGUGGUGAUUGAGUUUGCCGAGCAGGAGCGAACGAUGCGUUCGCUCAAACUCCUGUUCGACUGGCUGCAAACCAACCUGGACAUCCUGGUCGGGUGCUACCAGUCCAACCCGGAGUUCCUGCAUAACAUCAUGAAGCUCCUGAACCACUUCAACAUCGACAUCUUCUCCAACCGCUACUUCUUCCCGCGCGAGCUCAUCACCGCGCCCGCCAUUCGCGAGGACUUCCGCCAGCUGUUUGAGGCCCGGCGCGGUAUCCCGCUCCAGGAAGACAUCGCCAUGAAGCGGUUCCCGCUGUUCGACGCGGCCCAGGAAGGGCUUGACUGGGAAACCAACUACCGCUUGGGCGUGACUCCGUCGGAGCAGAGCUUCCUGCGCGUCAUGAAGCUGGUCGACUUUGGCUUUUCGCUGUGCAAGUCGAAGAAGUUUGAGUACGCGUUCUGUCCCAAGUCGCGCGACUUCAGCCUGAAGAGCACCAAGCAGACGAAGCAGCAGCAGCGCGGCGGCAAGAGGGAGGAGUUGAAUAGGCGGGUCGUUGGAGGGCCGAAGGAGAUGGGGACGAACCGCGCGGCGCGUCGUCGUGAGCAGCAGGAGGAGAAGCGUCGCGCCAAGAAGUUGGUGCAGCGGGAGGAACGUGGACAGCGGGAGCGUGAGCCCAGGACGCGUCGCAAUCGUAACCGGCAGAACGCUGGAAGAGUUGGCGGGUUGGGAUCCGGUGGUGAAGGUCAGCGUUCGAGCCAGGAAGGUGAGGGCAAGUUUGCAGCGCCAGCGAUUAUCACCAAGAAGGGCUACCUGAAGAACCGCGGAUUGACGCUGCGCAACCGGAAGGAGCCGGCGGACUCGGGCCACUCGGAGAGCACGGCCGACGAGGGUGGAGUUGUCGCUGGACAGCGCGGCGAGGAGAAGAACAUCAACGAGCUGAUGGGACAGCUUUGGCUGCGCGACGAGGUGAAGAAGCUGGAGACCAAGGUGAAGCGGGAGGUCAAAAACAUUACGCUCACGCCGUAUCUGAUGCUGGACUCCGCUUGUCUGACCGAGUACACGUCCAUCGUGAAGAACCUGGUCAAGACGAAGAAGUUUGUCAUACUGAUUCCGACGGCGGUUCUUUCCGACUUGGACGAGCUGAAGAAGCACAGCGAGGGAGCUCGCAACGCCAUCAAGUGGCUCGAGUUCGAGUUGAGCAAGGGCAACCGGUUCCUGCGCUCCCAGAAGAGCCACGAGGUGCUGCCAAUGCCGUUGAUCCGCGUCCCGAAGAAGCUUGACCGCGACGGCGCCCUCUUCCACCAGAUCGUGCAGUUCUGCAACCACCUGGUGUCGAACCACGCCGACCAGGAGAGCGGCCCCGCCGACAUCAUCACGUACCUGUCGGGCGACUCGCUGCACGACAAGAAGCUGUACAACUCGAGCUACGUCGGCAUCCUGGAGGCGAUCCCGGUCAAGUUUGAGCAGAUCGUCACGUUCUACGCGAGCUACAAACGCAAAUGAACAGCGGCGCCGUCAUCGUGGCGCUCGUAACCUCAAACUCCAAUCGGAACUCGCGCAGAAAGGCAAAAUGCAACAUCAACACACACACACUCUACCAAGCAAUCAAGCAAAAAGGAACCCGGUCCGCGUUUGUCCUCGCGCACGUGCGCGUCGUUUGCUCGAAUGGAAAUCCGCGGCCGCCAAAGUGGUGCGGUCGGCGGAGGAGCAGCGAAACGUGUGGGAUGCGGUGGUUGCUUUUUAUAAGAUAGAGAGAGAGAGAGAAGUUUAAAAAUCAACAUCAGCGGCGGUGGUGGCGGCGGCAACGCUGGCGAGCCACAGGAAAAGCAUAAUUCUUUCAUUUAACAGGGUGCGCGUCUCCAUCAAAAAGUGUCCCAAAAGCAGAAGAUUUGUAACGUUGAACAAGGGUUUCGACGGUCAAGCGAAUCAUCUGCUGGAUCGCGGAUCAUUUUGGACGGGAGAGCCGCCUAGAAGUUACUAUCGUGUUGGUUGAUAUCUCUGUAACACAACGCAAUCAAGCAAAUUCUUUCAAGAUGUUCAACAAGAUGGAUUCGUCAACACCAACCCUUCAUCGUAACAACAGCAAACAGCGGUUCCAACGCCUUGUUGCAGCGGAGAAAACAACUAUGUUUAAACAAACAAACAAAAAACGAAGCUAUCAGUAUAACAAACAUUAUCGACAGUACUGUUUUGAGGAAAUAUAACAAAUGACAAACUAAAUUAUUUGGUUCAUCUGGUAGACUCUAAUUUCUGGUUAACUCAAUUCACACAACAACAAUAAAGCAAACAAAUAGAAAUAAAACAGCAGCUGAUGGCAUCGUUUAAACCGUAGUUUAACAGUAUUCUCAUAAUUCGCUUAAAAACAGUGGCUCCAGGGUUUGUUUGUUAGGUGCAUCAAACAGUGUUAAUAACGCAAAUGUAGCAAUGCAAAAUUGGUUGUCGUUUUGAAUCGUUUACAAAAAAACUCUUGACGCGUCUCCCUUCAAAUUCAUUUGAAGGGUACGCUUGGUUA